UGGGGUGCGAUGGAGUUCCCACAACACAGCCAGCAGCUGUUGCAGAGGCUCCGAGAGCAGCGGUCCCAGGGUUUCCUUUGUGACUGCACUGUGAUGGUGGGUAACACCCAGUUCUUGGCCCAUCAGACUGUGCUGGCCUCCUGCAGCCCAUUCUUCCAGCUUUUCUACAAUGAGCUGGAACUAGACAAGAGGGAUCUGGUGUGUAUCCACAAUGAGAUUGUCACAGCCCCAGCUUUUGGCUUGCUUCUGGACUUUACGUACGCUGGCCAGCUGGUCCUGAGGGAAGAUACCCCUGUGGAGGAUGUGCUGGCAGCUGCCAGCUACUUGCAUAUGACUGAUAUCAUCAAAGUGUGCAAGCAGCGGCUGCAAGCCUGGGCCCUAGUAGAAGCGGAUAGUACCAAGAAGGAGGAAGAAACCAACUCACAGCCCCCUAGUUUGGAGUUUUUGUCCACCACUUCCCGUGGCCCCCACCCUUCGCUGGCAUCUGCUGAGACAUCAGGCCCUUGGGGCAAACGGGAAUGGAAAGGCCCUGCUGUUCCCUCACCUACUGGCUGUCCUCCAGAUGAGCCACCAGUCCCCGGUGGGGCUGACACUAAAUAGCCUGGUGUGGAGGUUGAUUCACCUCAUCUACGGGCACCUCCUCCACCAGUGGCUGAUGUCUCUCUUGCUAGCCCCAGUAGCUCCACAGAGCCUAUACCUGCAAACUGCUUUUCUUCUGGCCUCCCAACAGUUUCAGUGGAGCCACUGGUUCCCCUUGAUGUGGGUUCUGAGGGUCUGAGGGUAAUAGAACCGAGGGCUACUGGAGGACCAUUGCAAGCCUUGUAUCCUGCAACUUCGGCUGCAGCCCCAGGCCCAGCCCCAGUUCCAUCCCAGGCUCCAGCCCCAGCGGAAGCUGAGCUGGUCCAGGUGAAAGUAGAAGCUAUUGUGAUUUCCGAUGAGGAGUCUGACGCGUCAGAGGAACAGCCUCAGGGUCCCGAGGGACUGUUCCCACCUGCAGGAGCAAUGUAUGGUGGACAGCCACCUCAGCCAGAGGCUUUUGAGGAGCCAAGGGCAGCAGGACCGGAGGAGGUGGGGCCAAGUGACCACUUCCUGCCCUCAGAUCCUCACCUGCCCUACCAUUUGCUGCCAGGUCCAGGGCAGUAUCAUCGAGGACUGGUGAACUCACCUCUGCCUGCUUCCCCAGCUCUGCAUGAGCCUCUUUACCUGCCUUCUGAGUAUGAAGCAGCCCCAGGAAGCUUUAGGAUUUUUACUGAAGACGUUCCUACUUGUAAGACAUGUGGGAAGAAAUUCUCAUGCUCUUACACGCUACGGCGACAUGCCACAGUGCACACACGUGAGCGACCCUACAAGUGCCGCAACUGGCUGCGCAGCUACACGCAGUCAGGGGACCUGUACCGCCACAUCCGCAAGGCUCACAGUGAAGACCUGGCCAAACGCGGCAAACCAGAUCUAGAGGCCAGCCCCCUCCUAGGAGUGCAGCCCCUCCCUGGCUCCCCUACAGCAGACAGACAGAACAGCGGUGGUGGAGGGCCGCCAAAAGACUUUGUGCUUGGCCCCAAAAACUAA
Equus caballus (horse) is the source of this 1566-nucleotide messenger RNA. Its product is annotated as zinc finger and BTB domain-containing protein 3-like. NCBI's taxonomy places the organism in Eukaryota, Metazoa, Chordata, Mammalia, Perissodactyla, Equidae. Gene Ontology annotation, molecular function: protein binding; DNA-binding transcription factor activity, RNA polymerase II-specific. Gene Ontology annotation, cellular component: nucleus. Gene Ontology annotation, biological process: regulation of transcription by RNA polymerase II. The record is from RefSeq and is a predicted model, not a curated record.